AUGGUAGAAUGUUUUGCGAGUUCGGUGUUGUUGCUCUGUCUCUUCUCAUUUUCGGUACUCGCUCUAGCUUCUUCGCCAUGCCCCGUCACUGGGUUACCAGUGGUGAGAAAUAUCAGCGAGAUUGCUCAGGAUAACUACGGUAGGACGGGACUCUCUCACAUAACUGUUGCAGGUUCGUUAUUGCAUGGAAUGAAAGAGGUUGAAGUAUGGCUUCAAACAUUUUCACCUGGAACACACACCCCAAUUCAUAGGCAUUCCUGUGAAGAAGUUUUUAUUGUUCUCAAAGGGAGUGGCACUCUUUAUCUUGCAUCAGAUUCACAUGGAAGGUACCCUGGAAAGCUAGAGGAGCACUUUAUCUUUCCAAAUAGCACCUUUCAUAUUCCUGUUAAUGAUGCUCAUCAGCUUUGGAACACCAAUGAGUACGAGGAUUUACAAGUGCUUGUUAUAAUAUCUCGUCCACCAGUUAAAGUGUACGUGCUUCUUCUCUUACCAUUCUCUCCAUGUUUCAUACUUUACUAA
Molecule: messenger RNA, 519 nt
Organism: Sphenostylis stenocarpa
Lineage: Eukaryota; Viridiplantae; Streptophyta; Magnoliopsida; Fabales; Fabaceae
Source: the annotation of a GenBank genome assembly